UCCUAGUGGCAAGAGCAAAGCUUAUGACCAUCAGGAAGGAGUGGGUCCUGCUUUGUGUUGAAGCUGGGUUAUGUGAAAGCUGCCUCUGUUGGAUACCAGAUCCCUGUUCCUUCCCAGUGAUACCCAUGAGCCGCCAGCAGAGGCUGCUGGAGUUCUGCAUGGGGAGGGCUGCUGAGGCUUACCCUGCCCGUCUGUCCUUUCCCACCAUAGCAACUUGUCUCUGAGGGAAAUCCUGGUCUUGGUUUAAAAUGACUCAGAGGGCUCAUAGGAGACUCACGUCCCUCUGAAAUAAAGUAUCAUCACCUCCCUCCUGGCAAGUAGACUUCAAAUUUCCAGGGAGACUCUCAUUGUCUGCAGAGGUUUAAGGUUCCAACAAGGGAGAGGCAUCUACUCUGCUCUAUCCCAGAGCUUAGAGCCAGUGGCUAGCAGCUCUGCCUGUGGGGUUACUAAGUACUUCCUUAGUAACCUUUUACUUAGUCAAAAGCAGGCCUUGAACUCAGGACAACCCUCUUGAGUGUUGGUAUUGUAAGUGACUGUCCCACUGUGCUGUUAUAGGCAAGAAACGCAGAAUAAGUAGCUCCUUUAAGGCUAUACAACUUAGACAGGAUUGCUGUACAAAUCUGAACACAAAGCUCAGAAACUCACCAAGUCUUUUCUCUGAUGAUAGGAGUAAGGCCUGCCCCUCCCAAGUCAGGCACUCACUGCAUUAGAUCCCACAUAGAGCUGAAUUGGGCAGUGGAUCCAGGAACUAUUAGUUGGGCUGUAAUUCUGCCAAGAGGUGUUCCGUUUUGUUUUGUUAGUACUUAUGUGCAACACAGAGAAAGGGUUGUGCAUCAGAAAUUGCCUUCUCAGAACUGUUGACGGUUACAAGGUAGCUUAGUGUGGUUACUCCAUCCCUGCUCGUGUGGUCUAAGUGAUGGAGGAGCCAAACCACGGCACAGAAAAUUGGAACAGAAUUACAUAAAGUAGGAUGAGAAAUUUCCUGACCAGCCUCCAGGGUGGAGCUUAGUCCAUUCCCCUCCAUCCUGAAUAUAAGGCUGCCUUGAUGUCAAAACAGAAAAGUGCUGCUGUUAGGUUGAUGCAGCUCAGCGUCAACCAUGAAUCUCAAGGUUCUGCUGGUGUCUCUGGUGCUGUCUCUUGUCACUGUCUUUGCUCUGGCCUAUGUUUUGCUGACCAGGCAAGGCAGUUCCGGCCAGCCUCCUCGAUGUCCCUCCAUACCUCCCAGAAUUCAUCCCUGGACACACCCUGGCCAGAGCCAGCUAUUUGCAGACCUGAACCCCGAGGAGCUGACAGCUGUGAUGAGCUUUUUGACCAAGCACCUGGGGCCAGGGCUGGUGGAUGCAGCCAAGGCUCGGCCCUCGGACAACUGUGUCUUCUCGGUGGAGCUGCAACUGCCUGCCAAGGCCGCAGCCCUGGCCCACCUGGACAGAGGGGGCCCCCCACCUGCCCGGGAGGCCCUGGCCAUCAUCUUCUUUGGUGCACAACCACAGCCCAACGUGAGUGAGCUGGUAGUGGGGCCCCUGCCUCACCCCUCCUACAUGCGGGAUGUGACAGUGGAGCGCCGUGGUGGCCCCCUGCCCUACUACCGGCGCCCCAUCCUGGGAACUGAGUUUCUUCAGAUAUGGAGGCAUUUGAAAGAGGUAGAGCUGACGAAGGCACCCACCUUUCUGGCUUCUGUCUUGAACUACAAUGGCUCCACCUUGGCACCUCUGCAUGCUACUGCUAGUGGCUUUCGUUCAGGGGACCGGUCUACCUGGAUAGCCCUCUACCAUAACAUCUCAGGUCUUGGAAUGUUCCUUCACCCAGUGGGGCUGGAGCUACUGCUGGACCACAGAGCCCUGGACCCAGCCCACUGGGUGGUCCAGCAGGUCUUCUACCUUGGGCACUACUAUGCAGACUUGGCCCAGUUAGAAAGGGAGUUUAAAGCUGGCCACCUAGAAGUGAUUCAGGUUCCUCUACCCACUCCAAAUGGGGCUUCCUCUCUGAGAUCUCGAGUCACUCCAGACCCUCUUCCCCCUCUUCAGCUCUCCCCCCAGGCUCCCCAGUACAGUGUACAGGGAAACUCAGUGGUAUCUCCCCUCUGGACAUUUACCUUUGGUCAUGGGGUGUUCAGUGGCUUAAGAAUUUUUGAUGUUAGGUUCAAGGGUGAGCGUGUGGCUUAUGAGGUUAGUGUCCAGGAGUGCCUGACAGUUUACGGUGCCGAUUCCCCCAAGACAAUGAUGAUCCGGUACUUGGACAGCAGCUAUGGCCUUGGCAAAAACAGCCGAGCCUUGGUCCGGGGGGUGGACUGCCCCUACCAAGCCACAGUAGUGGACAUCCACGUACUCGUAGGCACAGGUUCAAUCCAGCUACUCCCAGGGGCCGUGUGUGUAUUCGAGGAGGCCCAGGGACUACCCCUUCGAAGGCACCACAAUUCCAUUGGGGGUCACUUUUACGGUGGUUUGGCCAGCUCGAGCCUCGUGGUCAGGUCGGUGUCAUCAGUGGGCAACUACGAUUACAUUUGGGACGUUGUGCUGCACCCAAAUGGGGCGCUCGAAGGGCGUGUCCACGCCACCGGCUAUAUCAACACAGCCUUCCUGAGUGGAGGGGCCGAGAGCCUCCUCUUUGGGAACCGAGUCGGGGAAAGAGUGCUGGGAGCAGUGCACACACACGCUUUCCACUUCAAACUGGACCUGGAUGUGGCAGGUUUGGAAAACUGGGUGGUAGCUGAAGAUGUGGUGUUUAAGCCCGUAGCGGCCCCAUGGAACCCAGAGCUUCAGAUACAGCGCCCACAGCUGACCAGGCAGGUCCUGAGCAGGGAGAACCUGGCUGCAUUUCCCUGGGGGAGCCCCCUUCCCCGAUACCUUUACCUGGCUACCAACCAGACCAACGCCUGGGGUCACCAGCGCGGGUACCGAAUCCAGAUCCGCAGCCCUCUUGGUGUACAUGUACCCUUGGAGAGCGACAUGGAGAGGGCUCUCAGCUGGGGGAGAUACCAGCUGGUGGUGACGCAGAGGAAGGAGGAGGAACCCUACAGCAGCAGCAUCUAUUACCAGAAUGACAUGCGGACCCCGACCGUGGCCUUUGCUGACUUCAUCAACAACGAAACCCUCCUAGGAGAGGAUCUGGUGGCUUGGGUGACGGCCAGUUUCCUGCACAUCCCCCACGCUGAGGACAUCCCCAACACAGUGACUGUGGGGAACGGAGUGGGCUUCUUGCUCCAGCCCUACAAUUUCUUCGAUGAAGAUCCCUCCAUUUUCUCUCCUGGCAGCAUCUACUUUGAGAGGGACCAGGAUGCUGGGCUCUGCAGUGUCAACCCCGUGGCCUGCACCCCGCAUCUGGCAGCCUGUGUCCCCAACUUGCCCUCCUUUUCCUAUGAAGGCUUAUAGGCUAAGGAU
This is a messenger RNA of Meriones unguiculatus (Mongolian gerbil), 3377 nucleotides long. RefSeq names its product amine oxidase copper containing 2 (gene Aoc2). The transcript is spliced from 4 exons. Gene Ontology annotation, biological process: amine metabolic process. Gene Ontology annotation, cellular component: plasma membrane. The record is from RefSeq and is a predicted model, not a curated record. NCBI's taxonomy places the organism in Eukaryota, Metazoa, Chordata, Mammalia, Rodentia, Muridae. Gene Ontology annotation, molecular function: quinone binding; copper ion binding; primary methylamine oxidase activity. The coding region runs from base 1098 to 3368 and encodes 756 amino acids.